AUGAGCUCUGAUGAAAACUACAGCGUCUUCCGAGAAUGUCUCUCGAGCGCAAUAGUCGCGCGAUCCGAAAAGCCCAAGUCCAGCAAACGACGGCCUAAAGCGAAGCGCAAUGGCCGCAAAGAAGAGCCAUCGGAGAUUGAUUCGGGACUACCAGACCGCGUAGAUCCCGAAGAACUAGUUGACUUUGUGGAUGUGCGCAGCCUUAAAAUUCAUGAUCUCCUCCUAGCCUCGCCGCAGUUCAUCGCCGCCGAGACAUUCACUUCGUUCCCAGAACCACUCAGAACGCUGAGUUACGCCGCAAUUCAGCACGACGAGCAGAUCGCAUCGCGCUACGUGCCUGCGGACGCCGAAACACCGCUCGAUCGACGGGUGCUCGAAGCGCUAUGCGCCACCAUCCCAGGGACAGUACCCGACACACUCGCGACGUACGGGUUGAUCCCCGACGCGAACGAUCUUUCCGACUUCUUCUCUCCAAUCAUCAGUGAGUACGCGACCAGUGUGACUAGUGCGCCGCCAGUCUGGAGUGCGACUCGAACCGACGCCUGCGAAAUUUGCGAUCGUGACUGGAUUCCUCUAUCUUAUCACCAUCUCAUUCCGCGAUCUGUUCAUGCCAAGGUCCUGAAGAGGGGGUGGCAUGACGAGUGGACGCUGAAUAGCGUCGCGUGGUUGUGUCGCGCAUGUCACAGCUUUGUGCAUCGGAUGACGAGCAAUGAGGAGCUUGCCAGGGAGUAUUACACAGUCGACCGCAUAUUGGAACGCGAAGAUGUACAGGACUGGGCGAAAUGGGUCAGUCGGGUGAGGUGGAAGGCCAAAUGA
Messenger RNA from Penicillium diatomitis, 816 nucleotides. Its product is annotated as HNH endonuclease. The record is from RefSeq and is a predicted model, not a curated record. Lineage: Eukaryota; Fungi; Ascomycota; Eurotiomycetes; Eurotiales; Aspergillaceae. The transcript is spliced from 2 exons. The coding region runs from base 1 to 816 and encodes 271 amino acids.